AUGCCCAGCUUUUCCAAACCAGCAUCAGCACCAACUCCCAUACCAAUUAUACUCAACCCAAGUCCUUCAGGACCUUUAAUCAAAACGGUAUUGGGUGAUCGUGAAGGUGAUCUGGAAUAUUCAGUGGACUCUUGCAGGCUUGAUGUGGAUACAGCAACACGACUUGUGUUGAAUGAUGCACUUCGUGAUGCUGGUGAAACAGAUGUUGCCAAGGAAUCAGGAGACCACUGA
Molecule: messenger RNA, 231 nt
Organism: Gryllus bimaculatus (two-spotted cricket)
Lineage: Eukaryota; Metazoa; Arthropoda; Insecta; Orthoptera; Gryllidae
Source: the annotation of a GenBank genome assembly